Messenger RNA from Magnolia sinica, 2160 nucleotides. RefSeq lists its product as uncharacterized. The transcript has a single exon. Bases 85 to 2076 code for a protein of 663 amino acids. The record is from RefSeq and is a predicted model, not a curated record. NCBI's taxonomy places the organism in Eukaryota, Viridiplantae, Streptophyta, Magnoliopsida, Magnoliales, Magnoliaceae.
AUACCUGCGAACCAUAAAAAAAAAGAUAGGCAGAAAACAGGAAUUAAAAACAAAGAGGAGGAGAGAAGGGUAGGGGGGAAAAAAAUGCAAUCUCCCUGUAUGAGAGAAGCCUCUCAAGCAUGCUUUCAUGGAUGCUGUCCAACUCCUUUCCUGGGUUUAACUGAGGCCCCACAUCCCAAGACCAUUACCAGCGCUGCCGCCUCUCGCUACGAUUUUGCUACUGCCACAGCUUCAUCUCUCUUCCCAAACACCCAAUUCACCAAUCAUGAAUCUCUACCUUCCUUACAUGAAGCCUUCUCCAAUUUCACCAAAGCCUAUCCACACUACACCGAUACCGAUCGGGCAGAUAACAUCAGAGCCCAUGAAUACUACCACCUCUCUCUCUCCAACCGCGUCUGCCUUGAUUAUGUUGGCUUUGGCCUCUUCUCCCAUUCACAACAUCAGUCUUCUGUAGCCUCUUCCUCUAAUUUUCCUCCUUCAGCUCCUUCCCCAUCGGAAUUCUCCUUCUUCAAUAUCUCCUACAAGUCUGCCAGUCUGCAUUCUCAGGUUCUUUAUGGAAGCCAAGAAACAGAGUUGGAAUCUUCGAUCAGGAAAAGAAUCAUGGGUUUUCUCAAUAUAUCCGACAAUGAUUACCGGAUGGUAUGUACUGCCAACCGGGCGUCUGCUUUCAAGCUGCUGGCGGAAUCGUAUCCGUUCCAAUCCAAUCAGAGGCUGCUGACGGUUUACGAUUACGAAAGCGAGGCGGUCAGUGGAAUGAUCGAGAAUUCCCGUAAGAGGGGAGCAAGAAUCAUGUCAGCCAACUUCUCGUGGCCUAGUUUGAGAAUCCAUUCAGCGAAAUUGAGGAAGAUGCUGGUGAGUAAGAGGAAGAAGAGAAAGGGGCUGUUCGUAUUCCCACUUCAAUCAAGGAUGACUGGGACCAGGUAUUCUUAUCUAUGGAUGAGCUUGGCACAGGAAAAUGGGUGGCAAGUGUUGUUGGAUGCCUGUGCAUUGGGACCCAAGGACAUGGAUACUUUGGGCCUCUCCCUUUUCAGGCCGGAUUUUCUAAUCUGCUCUUUCUUCAAGGUUUUUGGAGAAAACCCAUCUGGGUUUGGGUGCCUGUUCGUAAAAAGAUCCAGCAUUUCAGUCUUGGAAACAUCGACAAUCGCCAGAAGCAUUGGAAUUGUGGGUAUCGUUCCAGCAAAGCUGUCUCAGCCACCAGAUGAUGAUUCCAUUACAGACACAGAGACCCAAAUCUCAAAACUCCAGUUGCAGGAGGAUGUAGCAAUGACAUGCUCAUUUUCUGGUCGAAUAUCUCGUCAGGUGAGUAAUGGACUCAUUGAGAGAUCUUCCUCAAGUGAGAGACGAUUUGAACGGGGUGAAACUUCUGAAUUAUAUGAAACAGAAGUUAACAUGAAACAAAAGGAAUCAUUACAGUCCGAAAUAGUGGAAUUAGAGAAAACUGAUUCAGUUCUGUCAGGGAACACAGAUUCGGUUAAACCAGGGACCAGCGAAGCCAAACUCGAUGAAAUGGAUCAGACAGCAGAAAUCGAGUGCAAAGGUUUGGAUCAUGCGGAUUCUUUGGGACUUCUGCUCAUCAGUAGUAGAGUAAGAUUUCUGACAAAUUGGCUAGUAAACGCAUUGACAAAACUGCGGCAUCCAAAUUCAGAGAAGGGGCUUCCCUUGAUCAGAAUUUACGGUCCAAAAGUAAAAUUCGAUAGGGGACCUGCAGUGGCAUUCAAUGUGUUUGAUUGGAAGGGAGAGAAGGUCGAACCAGCACUAGUGCAGAAGCUUGCUGAUAGGAACAACAUCUCUCUAAGUUAUGGCUUCCUACACAACAUCUUGUUUUCAGACAAGUAUGAAGAUGACAAGGAGAAAGUCUUGGAGACGAGGACCCCCGAAGUAGCCAUUGGUGGGAAUAGAAUGAAAGAGAAAGUUGCCUCCGGUAUAUCAGUGGUAACUGCCGCAAUUGGGUUUCUCGCAAAUUUUGAAGAUACUUACCGGCUUUGGGCUUUUGUAGCCAAGUUCUUGGAUGCAGACUUUGUGGAGAAGGAGAAAUGGAGAUACAUGGCUCUUAAUCAGGAGAUGAUCGAAAUCUAAGGUUGCAUUUGGAGAAAAACACGGGGGCUGGCCACUCACCAUUCAUUACGAGUGAGUAGCCUUCAAAAUACCAUCAAGGUUGUU